Cylas formicarius (sweet potato weevil) is the source of this 1359-nucleotide messenger RNA. RefSeq lists its product as uncharacterized. Bases 1 to 1359 code for a protein of 452 amino acids. Lineage: Eukaryota; Metazoa; Arthropoda; Insecta; Coleoptera; Brentidae. The transcript is spliced from 4 exons. The record is from RefSeq and is a predicted model, not a curated record.
AUGGAAAACGUCGACGAAAGGGUGGACGUGCGGCUCGUUUCCCAUUGGGAAAAUAUUGGUAAAAAAUUCGGGGCAGAGGCGUUAAUCGUGAGACCUAAUUUUAAAAAUGUCGCCAUAUUUAGCGAAAAUCUAGUAGCUCUCCAAAUGAAGAGGACUAAAGUCAUAUAUGAUGAGCCUAUUUACGCCAGAUUUUGCAUUUUAGAUAUAUCCAAGACUCUCAUAUACGACUUUUUUUACGGCUAUCUCAAAGCCAAGUACGGCGACAAAGCCGUCUUACUCUACACAGGCACCGACAGUCUCGUUGUCCAAAUUUUUUGCGAAAAUUUCUACGAUCACAUGAAAGAGAAUUUGGACAGAUUCGAUACGUCCAAUUACUCGGACAACAACCAUCACGCCAUUUCCGUAAAAAGACCAAGGGCGUUCCCUACUCGGCUACUCAGCGCUAACUUAGUCUCGAGAACUAUAACGCGCUGUCGACGAAGAAGUUCGCCACAUACAGUGCAGCGGGAUCCAAAAAUUGAUAUGGCCAACGUGAUAUUUUUUCUGCUUUUUGCCGCUACGAAAUAUUGUUUAGUAGAAUCACUACUGAUAAAAACUGACCAAGGAGAGCAAAAGUCAGUUUCAUUAGAUGUUCAGUUUGGCAGACAAAAAAGAGAUAUUUUAAAUGAUUACGUUUUGCAGAAGAAGAAAUCAUCGGAACAAAAACCCGCGACAAAAAUGGAUAUUCGAGCACUCACAAAACCACUAAAUUUAGAAUCUAUAAAAUCAAAAUGGAAAUCUUCAGCACGAACUAAUUUAAAACAAGGGACUCUGAGAUUGAAGGACUUUGAAAGGCGUAUUAAAGAGCUUAAAAUAAAUGCCAAUCCCAGAUUACGCCUUCAAGCUCGAAACGAUUUUCCACCUGUCGAUAUCAAUGGCAUCGAAAAAAUGAAAACGAAGAAGGAAGAAAUGGAAAACUUGGUAAACAAAGCACGGUUGAAACUGGCCUUAUUAAAGAGCAACUACAGCAGCAACGGAAAGAAUCGUCUUGGAGCUUCGAAAUUUUCUAUGGAAGCUAAGAACGAAACAGUCGGCGAUAAGAACGUAGUUGAGGCAUCCACUAAUGUACCUGCUAUUGUAGUGGGACACUCAACUACUAUGAAGGAACCCGAUUCAUCUCAAACAGUGAAUGAAAAUGUUACCAAAAGUAAUUUGCCAUUUAACGGAUCACAUGCUAUCACAUUCGGAAUAGAUGCAUUAAAAAAUAGACAACAACAGACAGUCGCAAAAAUUAAAGAUAAAAUAAAGGGAGUCAAAGGCAAAGGAACAUUAAAAGAAUUUGGAAUUAUAAGCGACAAUAAUGAUAUUCCUAAGAAAUAG